AUGCAGACAACUUAUUUUCUCUUCGUUGGAGCCUUGGUACUGUUGCACUUUAUCGCAACUGGCUCAGCUAGCAUAAUUGUAGCCAACAACCAAAACAACACUGUUGAUCUGAAUGCUCUUCUUGCCUUCAAAGCCGCCAUUUUCGAUCCUCAAAGGAUCAUCCCAACCAACUGGUCCACAUCUACCUCUGUUUGCAACUGGAUUGGAAUCACUUGUAAUACUCGUCAUCACAGAGUCGCAGCCAUUGACCUUUCUUACAUGGGAAUUGCGGGAACUAUACCUCCACAACUGGGAAAUCUUUCUUUUCUCGUCAGGUUCAAUGUCAUGAAUAACAGCUUUCAUGGACAUCUUCCAACCGAGCUCUCUCGUCUGCGCCGAUUGAAGUACAUCAGCUUGGAAGGUAAUGCCUUUGAGGGAGAACUUCCGUCGUGGUUGGGAGCUUUAACUGCACUCCGAUACUUAUCCUUCCGAGAUAACGGAUUUUCAGGUUCAUUAUCAGGCAGACUCUCUAAUUUCACAAAGUUAGAGACCAUCUGGUUGGGUCACAACUUCUUUACGGGAAAUCUUUCAGAAGAAUUCAGUGCUCUACCGAAACUGAAACUUUUGGAAAUUCAACAUAACCAACUCGCAGGCCCUCUGCCACAGGCUCUAUUUAACCUCUCCUCGUUGCAAUUUAUUGGUUUUACGAAUAAUAGCUUAUCGGGUUACCUUCCAGCACAUAUCUGCGAUUAUCUCCCACAACUUAAAGGGCUUUACUUAUCAGGGAAUUACUUUGAAGGUGAAAUUCCAUCAGGCAUUGGAGAAUGCUCAGGACUCCAAGUUUUAUCCUUGUUUGACAACAAAUUCCGAGGAUAUAUACCAAAAGGAGUUUGGAAUCUAACCACGCUUACAGUUUUAUAUUUGGGUGGGAACGACCUGACAGGUGAAAUUCCAAAAGUCAUUGACAAUCUCUAUAAUUUGGAGAAACUAAGCAUGCAACGUGCUAAUGUGACAGGUAUAAUACCUCAAGAGGUUGGUAAUCUUAGCAAGUUGGAACUAUUAGACUUCGCCUCGAAUAGGUUGAGAGGUCCCAUUCCGCUGAAACUUUUCAAUAGUUUAACUGCACGAAUUAUUUCUGUCACGGAGAACGAUUUAUCAGGCGAGCUUCCAUCAACUAUAGGUGCUUUCUUACCCAAUCUUGAGGAACUCUACCUUGGGGUAAAUGAAUUCACUGGAACUAUACUAACAUCUAUCCUAAAUGCUUCUAGGCUCAGAAUCCUAGACCUUGGUGAUAACCAUUUUACUGGUGCAAUUCCUCGUUCUCUUGGAAACUUGAGAUUACUGGAACAGUUUGUUAUAUCGCAAAAUGGUUUUUCUGAGGCCUCGCUAUCCAAAGAGUUGAGCUUCAUCAUAUCCCUAUCAAAUUGCAAACAUUUAAGAAGGUUGUGGUUAGAUGAGAAUCCUCUGAAUGGCUUCCUCCCAAAGUCUAUUGGAAAUCUUUCUAGCUCACCCGAAAAAUCCAUUUCUGCCGCUCGUUGUGGAAUCAUAAGUGAAAUUCCAAGUUCGAUUGGUAAUUUGAGCAACUUGAUUGAGCUGGACUUUUCAAUCAAUAGUUUGACUGGAGUAAUUCCAACUACAAUCAAAUGGUUGUUGAAGCUUCAGGUCAUAGAGCUAACUGACAAUCAGAUACAAGGAGCUAUUCCAAGUGAGCUUUGUUAUUUGCUGAACUUAGGAGGAUUAUAUCUGGCAAAAAAUAAGCUCUCUGGUAUGGUGCCUUCUUGUUUGGGAAACGUUACAACACUGAGAUAUGUUUAUCUCUAUUCUAACAAUUUAAGAUCUGUGAUACCAACAAGCUUUUGGAGCCUUAGAGAUAUUUUGGAGCUAGACAUGUCAGGAAAUUAUUUGACAGGUUCUUUGCCCGCAGAUAUUGGAAACUUGAAGGCAUUAGUCUAUUUGAACCUUUCAAAUAAUCAAUACUUGGGUGGGAUACCUAGCACUAUUGGAGCACUACAGGAUUUGCAAGAACUCUCCUUUGAACGUAACAAGCUGCAAGGAUUGAUACCAGAUUCCAUGAAGAAUAUGUUGCAGUUAUGGCAUUUGGAUCUAUCUUUUAACAAUCUGGAAGGUGAAAUUCCCAACUCAUUACAGCUGAGAAAGAAAAUUCUAGCUCCAACUCAGAACUUGCUUCCCAUGGCGACAUUUGAAAGGGCAUCCUUCCAUGAACUUAGACAAAUAACAAAUGGAUUCAGCGAGAGUAACUUACUUGGCUCGGGGAGCUUUGGUUCAGUUUACAAGGGAAUUCGCGAAAAUGGGAUGGUUUGGGCCAUAAAGGUAUUCGAUUUGCAGCCAGAAGGUGCAUUUAAAAGCUUAGACAGAGAAUGUGAAAUCUUAAGCUGCCUUCGUCAUCGAAAUUUAACUAGAGUGAUUACUGCUUGCUCUAACCUUGACUUUAAGGCUUUGGUGCUCGAAUACAUGCCCAAUGGAAGCCUUGAGAAAUGGCUUCAUGUAAACCAUCAUGUCCUAAGUAUCAUGCAAAGGUUGGAUAUCACGAUAGAUGUGGCUUCUGGUUUGGAAUAUCUCCACUAUGGUUAUUCAACUCCUAUAGUUCAUUGUGAUUUGAAACCUAGCAAUAUUCUCCUAGAUCAAGACAUGGUUGGACAUGUUUGCGAUUUUGGAAUUGCAAAGUUGUUAGGAGAUGGAGAAUCGGUGGUACAAACAAAAACUCUUGCUACAUUUGGAUAUAUUGCCCCAGAGUAUGGACUGGAAGGAUUGGUUUCAACAAGUUGUGAUGUCUACAGCUUUGGAAUUACAUUGAUGGAGACAUUUACAAAAAGAAAGCCUAAGGAUGAGAUGUUCACAGAAGAGUUAAGCCUCAGGCGUUGGGUACAAGAUUGCUUACCAGAUUCUGUGAUUCAGGAAAUAGAUGUAGAUUUACUUCAUCCUGAAGACGGACUGGUACAAAAGAAGAUUAACUGCAUAUCAUCUAUCUUGCAACUUGGUUUAAGUUGUACAACAGAUGCUCCUCAGGAGAGAAUAAACAUGAAAGAAGUUCUAAGAGCGCUACAGAAGAUCAAACUCCAGUUUAUCAAAGACAUCACACCUUGAAGCAGAGCCCUGAGGUGCAAAUGUAUUUGGGGAAUUCUUUGUCCUGACUUGGUGCACCACCGAAAUGCUUAAAGUUCAAGGAAGGAAUGAGAUAUGUUAAUGUAUUACCAAUAAAUUGUUUACAGA
Molecule: messenger RNA, 3210 nt
Organism: Coffea eugenioides
Lineage: Eukaryota; Viridiplantae; Streptophyta; Magnoliopsida; Gentianales; Rubiaceae
Product: receptor kinase-like protein Xa21
Exons: 6
Coding region: 1-3084 (1027 amino acids)
Biological process (GO): protein phosphorylation
Molecular function (GO): protein binding; ATP binding; protein kinase activity
Source: RefSeq, a predicted model, not a curated record